AUGAUAUAUUUAAAAAAGUUAUUUCUAUAUUCAGCAUUUUAUAUAUUAUGUGUAAUUCCUUAUAUAAUUAGUUCAACUAAUUUUAGUUCAAAUAAUGAGUACAUAAAUAAAGGAAAUAUAAAAAGAUCAAUAGAAGAAAUAAAUAAUUUUAAAUAUGAUAAUAAAAUAACAAAUAAUUUAUCGACAAAUAAUAGAAAAAAAAGAGAAAUAAUAAAAUCACAAUAUAAAUGGACUUCACCAAUUUACUACCAAGUUGAUGUCUCAUUAAACUAUAGAUUUAUAAAAAAAGCAAUCAGAAUUUUAGAAACAUCAACAUGUUUUAGAUUUGUAUAUAUUAGCCUUUCAAAAAAUCAUUUUUCAGGUAUCAAAUUUGUUAGUUCUUCCAAAUGUUAUGCUUACUUAGGAAAAAAAUUUGAAAAAGGUUUACAAGUAAUAGGUAUUGGAAACGAAUGUCUAAGUUUGGGAGGAAUAACACAUAUGAUUUUACGUACAUUAGGAAUUAUUUAUCAACAUUGUCGGAUUGAUAGAGAUGUAUUUAUAAAAGUAUUUCCUGAAAAUAUUGCUGCAGAAUAUAUGGAAGAUUUUCAAAUAUUACCAAAAUCUAAAAUUAAACAUUUAUCUUUACCUUAUGAAUAUGGUUCUGUAAUGCAUUUUGGAAUGCAGACUGGUAGUAAAAAUAGGGGUUAUACAUUGAUGCCUAAAGAUCAUCUUUAUGAAAAUACUGUUGGACAACUGGAUUAUCCUACUUUUAAUGAUAUAAAAGCUUUGAAUUUGCAUUAUUGUUCCAAAAUAUGUAAAUAUACAUUAAUAUGCAAAAAUCAUGGAUAUCAAGAUCCUAAUGAUUGUGGUAAGUGUAUAUGUAUUGAUGGAUUUGCAGGUGCGAUUUGUGGAUAUAUGGCAAAAAGAGUUAUAAUAUGUGGGCAAAAAAAAAUGAUAGCUAGAGAUAAACCAACAUAUCACAAAAUAACUGGAAAUAAGUAUUGUGUUUAUCAUUUAAAAUCAAUAAAUAGGAAAAAAAUUCAACUUGUAAUUUUAAAAAUAAACAUGGAACCUAAGUAUUUUUUAAAAUGUCAAAUGAAUAGGUCAUUUGAAGUAAAAUAUUGGAAAGAUAAAUCUCUAACAGGUGCAAGAUUUUGUCACCAGAAGUUCUCUAAAAUUAUUAUAUCACAUAAUAAUUAUAUUAUUUUACAUUAUAGAAGUAGUGAUCCUAGAAACUAUGUUUAUUUUUAUUAUAAAGAGAUACCUUAA
Messenger RNA from Strongyloides ratti, 1248 nucleotides. RefSeq names its product Astacin-like metalloendopeptidase. Lineage: Eukaryota; Metazoa; Nematoda; Chromadorea; Rhabditida; Strongyloididae. Bases 1 to 1248 code for a protein of 415 amino acids. The record is from RefSeq and is a predicted model, not a curated record. Gene Ontology annotation, biological process: proteolysis. The transcript is spliced from 2 exons. Gene Ontology annotation, molecular function: metalloendopeptidase activity; zinc ion binding.